Messenger RNA from Penicillium nucicola, 1299 nucleotides. RefSeq names its product fungal specific transcription factor domain-containing protein. Lineage: Eukaryota; Fungi; Ascomycota; Eurotiomycetes; Eurotiales; Aspergillaceae. Bases 1 to 1299 code for a protein of 432 amino acids. Gene Ontology annotation, molecular function: DNA-binding transcription factor activity, RNA polymerase II-specific; zinc ion binding; RNA polymerase II cis-regulatory region sequence-specific DNA binding. Gene Ontology annotation, cellular component: nucleus. The transcript is spliced from 4 exons. The record is from RefSeq and is a predicted model, not a curated record. Gene Ontology annotation, biological process: DNA-templated transcription; positive regulation of transcription from RNA polymerase II promoter by galactose.
AUGCAAGGAAUGUCGUCGGAGAAAGUCCAAGGUAAUGCAUGGCAGGUCUUGCUAUUUGUUAUGGCCGCAGUGGGUGCAUUCACUGUUUCGGCCCAACCGACUGAUACAGACAUUGCUCUCUUCGAAGCUGCCAAGGGGAGGCUUUCCAUCGAUAUGCUGGAGACAGGAAACUUGCUUCUUGUGCAGGCCUUGAGCCUCGCUUCAAAUUAUAUGCAGAAGAGAAACAAACCAAAUUCUGGCUACAACUACAUGGGGCUAGCUCGUCGUAUUGCAAUGGGAAUUGCUCUGCACAAAGAGUUCCCGACCUGGGAAACCAAUUUACUUACGAUUGAAAUGAGGCGGCGGGUAUGGUAUUGUCUCUAUAUUUUCGAUGUUGGGGCCAUCAUCACCUUCUCUCGUCCUCUUGAUUUCCCUGACGAUGGGAUCGACGUUGAACUUCCUAUGAAUAUACAUGACAGUGACAUCACGACUGGAACCAAGCAAUCGCCUCAGCCAGCCAAUGAAACCACUGUGUACACGCAUCUUCGAGCACAGGCAACCUUCCACAUGGCAUCAAGCCAGAUAUACUCUAGAAUCAUAUCAUCACCAUUUCCGUCGGCAAAUGAGCUCAUCGAGCUGGAUGACCGGCUGAUUGGACGUUGGCUUAGCAAAAUCCCGGUAUUCUUCCAAGAGAAUGUCAUCCAAGCACCAAAGUUUCGACUGUGCCACUCUAUUUUAUGCUGGCGAUAUCGAAAUUUCCGCAUCCUCAUGUACCGCCCUUUUCUAGUAGGGCGUCUUAUGGUCCGUCAAGACCGAGGAGGAUCUACUGCCCAAGAGAACGAGGUGCAAGUAGAGGUUGCCAUCCAGCGCUGUUUAGAUUCAGCACGGGAGUCAGUACAACUUAUCUCAUCUUUCUGGGCACAGGAACAGAAAAGUAUGAUGGCCUGCUGGUAUGGGCUGUAUUUUCUGUUCCAAGCAGUUCUAAUUCCAGUCAUCUGUCUGCGCAAUGACCCUCAAUGUGCGCUCGCAACAAGCUGGCGUGACCAGAUAUCCCAGGCCAUGCAUGUGCUUGAAUCAAUGUCACAUCUUAACCCCACAGCUUCUCGCUGCCUUGGUGUUAUUCGCUCUCUUUGUGGGUCAUACUUUGAUCCUUCUGUUGACAGAUGGGGUCCAACAGAGGAGUCACCACAGACGCAACUUACAAAUCUCUACCCGUUGAUGUGGCCAACAUUGGAAAUGGCACAGUUGGAUGGCAUGGAUCCAGUAUUACAGGAAUCUACCAUUCUGGACUUUAUGAACCAACUACCAGGCUUUGAGUAG